GUUAGGAACAGAAGCAGCAGAGAGAAGAGGAGGAGAAGAGGAGGAGAGAGAGGAGAGAGAGAGGAGGAGAGAGGAGAGAGAGUCCCACUGCACAAAGGUGCUGGACAGGGUUCCUUCUUCAUUCUUCCCUUUGAACGAAAUAGAAAAAUUGAGUGGAAUUGUAAAACUGAAAGGCCGGCAUGGAUUUUUUGAACUCCAACUACCUGAACGCGGGGAGCAGUUACGACUACACCUUUAACUUUUGGAAUGACUACCUGGGUCUGUCCACACUGGUGAUGAAGAACCGCAGGAAUGUGCCCCGGUCACCCAACUCCAUCACCGAGUCUCUCAAGGCGACCCUGGGGCUCAGUGACUCGACCUGCCCUUGCCUGGGCGACGGGGACGGACCUUUGGAUUGCUGCUGCUCACCCAACGCCGCAAGGACCUUCCUGGACCUGGGGGAGAGCUUCUCCCUCUUCAACCCCUUCCAGGCUCUCCCACACGGCAGCGGCGGCGGCGGCCACGGCCACGGCCACCACCAGGAAGCCGAGAUGCUCCUCGACCCCUUGAGCCCCCUCGACCUGCUGGGGCUGGAGAGGAGGGCGUUCAGGAAGGGCAGCGGCCGGGCCAAGCAAGAGCCCAAGAUCUGUGUCUUCUGCCGCAACAAUGGGGCGCCCGAGGAUGUCUACGCAUCCCACGUCCUGAAGACACCGGACGGGAGGGUGAUCUGCCCCAUUCUGCGGGCUUACACUUGCCCCCUGUGCAAUGCCAAUGGAGACAACGCGCAUACCAUCAAGUACUGCCCCCUCUCCAAAGACCAACCCCCCCAGAGGGUUUUGAAGGGGGGCAGAGCUGUGGGCGGAGGCAAGAGACUCAAGACCUUCUAGACUCACCGUCUUCUUGAGGGGGAGUGAGUGAGGGUGAGAGCGAGAGUGAGAGAAACAGAUUCUUCUGGGACCUCUGAGGUGUCGAACUCCACCACCGCCACCCACCCACACCACCACCCCCCCCCCCAAAAAAAAACACACACUGUUUCAGAGAUAAUCUGGUCUUUGAAAAAUAAAUGUUAGGAAUCCCACCAUUUCUAAAUAUUGAUGGAGCAAGAAUCUGACUUGGUGGUGGGGCGGGGGAACAUUUUUCUCUCUCCAAAAUGUGUUUUGGAAAAAGACAAUGAGGGCGGAAUUUCUCCCUGGUGACUGUUUAUUUGUUGUUUUCAAGCGUUUGGUGUCUUUUGUUUUGUUAACAGCAAUGAUACUAAUGUACGGAAACGCUCUUGUGUUUCACUGAUGUCCAGAUUUUUAAUCUUUUAAAAAAAAAUUUUUCAACCCUCUCCUCGUCUUGUUCCGUUGGGAAUGUCACUGAUAAAUUUGGAACCAAAUCCAUUCCUUCUCUCAAACCUGUUUGUGGAACUUUUCUACAGGAGAGCCGAGGGUUGCUGGGGGGUCGGAUGAGAACCUCUUUUUUUUUAAGGAAUGCCAUUUUGGAUACAAGCCAAAAACAAAAAAAAACAAAUAAUUAUUAAAAUCUCUGCACU
This is a messenger RNA of Carcharodon carcharias (great white shark), 1513 nucleotides long. It is a transcript of the gene nanos1, whose product is annotated as nanos homolog 1. Gene Ontology annotation, molecular function: zinc ion binding; mRNA binding. Gene Ontology annotation, biological process: negative regulation of translation; oogenesis. The record is from RefSeq and is a predicted model, not a curated record. The transcript has a single exon. Gene Ontology annotation, cellular component: perinuclear region of cytoplasm. The coding region runs from base 180 to 866 and encodes 228 amino acids. Lineage: Eukaryota; Metazoa; Chordata; Chondrichthyes; Lamniformes; Lamnidae.